Alnus glutinosa is the source of this 1608-nucleotide messenger RNA. RefSeq lists its product as uncharacterized. The coding region runs from base 606 to 1307 and encodes 233 amino acids. Lineage: Eukaryota; Viridiplantae; Streptophyta; Magnoliopsida; Fagales; Betulaceae. The transcript is spliced from 2 exons. Gene Ontology annotation, molecular function: zinc ion binding. The record is from RefSeq and is a predicted model, not a curated record.
ACUUCAGUCUCAGACUCUCAAAGGAGGACGCAUCCCUCCGAUCCACAUCGCUAGAAGAUCUUGUUUGCAGUCUCUGAGAAUCACCAGCAGAAUGCUAUCCAACACGCAGAAUCUACUGAUUUGUCAAAAAUUCUAGUAUUUUAGCACGAAAUCUUCCAACAACUUUUUCUUUUUCUUUUUUCUUUUUUCUUUUUUAGUUCCACACCUCAGCACACUUCUUUAUCAGUAAAAUCUCUCCUGUGUUCUCAGUGCACCCACUACACGUUUCUGUUCCCUCUCUGCCGAGUGCGGAGCCUCAGUCCAAGACUUCCUCAAAAGGUUGAAGCGUCUCUAUCUCAGAGACACCAUUCUUUAAUGUCUAAUCCUCCUCUGUUCUUUCACAUCCUCUCUCUGCAUUUUUCAGUCUUAGCCUGAAAUUCUGUGACUCAUAUCAAAUUUUCAAUUGGGUGCACCAUAAUUUUUUUGGUGACAAACGUUAAUGGAGUUGAAGAUGGGUCACCUAAUCCAAUACCCACUUGUUUAAAUUUCUCAGAUUUUUCUCUCAUAAACUCAAACAAAAAGUUGCAGACCUCAAAGCUUCGAACUUUUUGAGGCAUUGGACGCUCAUGUCAACUGUAGAAAUGUCCCACCACAUCGAUUUGGAGCAAGGGGAUCACCGCCGCUCCGGCACCGGAAGUGAAGUCAGCGACGACGGUAGCGUGUUCUUCUCAGACGCCGACGAGGGCUCGUGCUAUUCCCAGUUCUAUUCCACGACCGGUGGGUCGUACGACGAGUACAGCUUCGCUUGUGUGUACGAUCCUGAGAUUGGGAACGGCUCGGAUUCUCGGAGAGUGUCUUUGUCUUCGGUCUCGGAUUGCUCGGUGGAGGUGGAGAUUGAGAGUGGGGUCCCCGAAAUCAAGGUGCAGUUGGCGAAAGCGGAGAGAGAUUGUAGGAUUUGUCAUCUGGGUUUGGAAAGUAAUAGCCAUGAAUCUGGGGUCCCUAUAGAGUUGGGUUGUUCUUGUAAGGAUGAUUUGGGUGCAGCCCACAAGAACUGUGCGGAGGCCUGGUUCAAGAUUAAGGGAAAUAAGACCUGUGAGAUAUGUCAUUCUGUUGCACAUAAUGUCUUUGGAUCAAAUGACAUCGAGUCCACGGAGCAUUCAAACGAGACGAACAAUGCCACAGCUGCAGCCACAGUCUUGGCACAAGUGCCCGUAUCAGAGUCACGAAGCUUCUGGCAUGGCCACCGGUUCCUGAAUUUCCUGCUUGCUUGCAUGGUCUUUGCAUUUGUCUUAUCGUGGCUCUUUCACUUCAAUGUGCCAUCAUCGUAAACUUCUGUGAAAACAGCUCGAGUAAAGGGUUUAACAAAAUUGAAAAAAUAAUUUAAAAAAAAAAAAAAAAAAAAGUCUACCAAAAUUGUUGCUUUGAUUAUCGUAACAGGAGAGUUUCAACAUUCAAGCCUUGCUAGGUUUAUAUAGAUAAAAAUACAGCUUAAUCUGCUCCUCCAUACUUGUAGAGCUUGGUUUUUACCAAUGUUUGAACAUUCCUCAUAUAUUACAAGUGUUAAAAUUAAUGUAUUUGGUUUUUUCUGGCACAAUACUAGAAGGUUGUAUUGAAUUGUGUAUUCGGUGA